AUGCACGAUGAGAUGGAGGCUGAACUUGAAGAAUUAGAAGGAGCUGAGCAGGAAGAACAGGUUCUACAGCCUACCAGCAUCGCACCUGCAGCUCCACUCCAUAACUACUUACCAUUGCUAGAAGAUUCCAUGUCCCCCUCCCUGAAAAUCCUCCAUGGUGGAAAGCUUUUGAUGCUGAUAAAUCAGGAAUCACAGAUGAUUGAUGAUGCUAAUAUAAACAAUGUGCCUGUGGUGUCGGUUUUGGUGUCUCCGGCACGUGUGAUUCCGGAGUUGAAGGGUGGAAUUGGAAAAGGGAGGGAUUCAAAAAGGGAAAGGAAAAGGGAUGAUAGAGAAAAAGUCAAAGAUAGGAGUCAUCGGUCAAAGGAUAGAGGAGGAAAGGAUUCAGGACAUGGUGAAAAACCAAAACAUCAUUCUUCACGAGAUCGGGACUACCAUGGCUUGACAUAUUCCUCAAGGGAGAAAGACCGACAUAGACAUCAUUCGUAUGAGUUCUACCACGAAAUUUAUUAUGCAGUAAUUGAUGAAAUUACCAGCCUUAACAAUAAGGAAGUUGUUGAAGGAAUUAUAAUUCCAGAGACAUGUUGA
This is a messenger RNA of Lactuca saligna, 585 nucleotides long. The record is from the annotation of a GenBank genome assembly. NCBI's taxonomy places the organism in Eukaryota, Viridiplantae, Streptophyta, Magnoliopsida, Asterales, Asteraceae.